CGGAAACCACUCACUCACACGCGCACUCACGGACAGACAGAUAGACAGGGGAUGUACUUGUGCUGAGACUGGAAAGUGCGUCAGUAACUGCGCUGGGGUUUUUGUGAUACUUCAACAUGAAAAUGAGAGGCAGCUGUUGAUAGACAGAUGGCUUUAUUCCUGGAGGGGACAGUAACAAGCAGUGCCAUGGAAAUGUCAAACUUUGCCCAUGUCAUCUUCCAGAAUGUGGGGAAGAGUUACCUCCCUCACGCAACAUUAGAGUGCCAUUACACCCUCACACAGUUCAUUAAACCACAUCCCAAGGACUGGGUCGGCAUAUUCAAGGUUGGUUGGAGUACUGCUCGUGACUACUACACGUUCCUGUGGUCACCUCUUCCAGACAACUACACUGAGGGAAUCGCGAUCAACAGAUCUGUGGUCUUCCAAGGUUACUAUGUCCCGAACGAUGAUGGCGAGUUCUACCAAUUCUGCUAUGUGACGCAUAAGGGAGAGAUCCGUGGAGCCAGCACUCCAUUCCAGUUCCGUGCUGGCAGCCCCACAGAGGAGGAACUGCUGACAAUGGAGGAUGAAGGUGGAUCAGACAUCCUGGUUGUCACCACCAAGGCCAGUUACCUGGAGCAAAAAAUGGAGCAAAUUCAACAGGAAAAGAAGGAGCUCUUGGAGACCCUGGACCUGCUGCAGAAAGAGAGGAAUGAACUGAACGAGGAGAAGAAUAGACUACAGAAAGAAUACGAGCAGGAGCAAAAGAGCAGCGCUCAGCUCAGGAAAGAUGUGCAGGAGUUACAGCUCUCUGCCCAGAGCUUGCAGGUUGAGAGAGAAGAGGUGAAAAGGAGAAUGGAUGAGAGUACUGCUCGACUGCUGCAGUUAGAAGAAGAUCUGAUCGGAGUCACCCAGAAAGGCCUGCAGAAGGAGACCGAACUAGACUGCCUGAAGGAUCGAGUGAAGAAGUUAACCUUGGAGAAAGAGGCUCUUGAAUGUCAACUGAAGAAUGAGAAAGAUGAGAAGGAGCUUUAUAAGAUUCACCUGAAGAACCGGGAGCUGGAAAACACGAAGCUGAGUUCUGAACUGCAGAUGCUGAAGUCUGUGGAUGUGAAUAAGGAGAACACCAUUGCUCAGCUGAAAGAGGAGCUCAUUAGAGUCAAAGCCUGUCUGGCAGAGAAAGACAAACAGUACCUGCAGCUACUGGCUAACAGUUCACCCUCGAGGGAAAGUGCUGCUCUUAGGGAGCAGCUCAGGCAGAAAGAGGAACGGUUGCGUGACUACUCCAGCACCCAUGACCGAAGUAUGACCGAGCUUUACCGUGUCCGUCUGGAGGUCGAGUCAUUCAAAAAGGGAGAGGCAGAGGCGCGAGCUGAGUGCAGCCAUCUGGAAAAGCAGCUGGAAGAGAUGAAAAACUCAGCCCAGCAGGAGGCGCAGUGUAAGGAACAAGGAGAACACCAUUGUUCAGAAAAUAUGGAGAAGACCAUUGCUCAGCUGAAGGAGGAGCUCAUUAGAGUCAAAGCCUGUCUGGCAGAGAAAGACAAACAGCAUCGCCUGCUACUGGACAGCAGUACACCCUCGGGGGAAAGUAAAGCUCUUCAGGAGCAGCUCAGGCAGAAAGAGGAACAGUUGCAAGCUACGCAGCAACAGGUGAAUAUGCUGUCAGCUGAGCUGCGCGACUCCUCUAACGCCCGUGACAGAAGCAUGGCCGAGCUCUACCGUAUCCGUCUGGAGGCUGAGUCCUUAAAGAAGGGACAGGCUGAGGCCCACGAAGAGUGCAGCCACCUGAAGAAGCAGCUGGAGGAGAUGAAAAACUCAGCCCAGCAGGAGGCGUGUAAAGAAUUUGAAGAGUCUGCUGUAACGGAACUGCAAAGAGAGGUUGAAGAUCUACGGCUCAGACUGCAGAUGGCUGCUGAACACUAUAAAGAUAAAUAUAAGGAAUGCCAGAAGCUACAGAAACAAGUGACCAAGCUCACUGAGUUGCAAGGAGUGAAGAGAAGUCCAGGGUCUGAACCAACAACUGGUCCUUUGUCUGCCAGUCCAGAGGCAUCUGCACCAGGAAGCCCAGGUACAUCAGACGCAGUGCUAGAUGCCAUCAUCCAGUGCAAGCUGAAAACUACAAGCAAGGAGCCAGACAAAAAUGACAAAUACAGAAAAUACAAACAGAUGCUUAGUGAGGAGCGAGAGCGUUGCAGCACGAUGACUGAUGAGCUCACAAAGAUGGAGGUGAAACUAAAGGAGCAGAUGAAGACCAGUGAGAGUCUGCGAAUACAGCUGGCUGCUGAGGAGGAUCGUUAUAAGAGCCAGGUGUCGGAGAAAGGCCGGGAACUGAAGGAGCUGAAGGACAGUCUUGUUGCAUUGACCAAAGAAAAAGAGAAACUGGAGGGGGAGUUGCAGAGGAGUGUCAGCAGGGAGGAAGAAAACGGAAAGAAAGAUGGCAACCUGGAUGUGCAGUCAGUUUUCUUGCAGUACCCAAUGCCAUACCCUCAGGAUGACCCAUCUCCCCUGCUGGUGCCCCAGCACCCCUCUGAACUGAUGUUUGGGAACCCAUACUCUUCAACUGACUCCCGGGAUGGAGCUGAUGGAGAGUUCUCUGAUGACCAAAUGCCCCGACUGCCCCCAGUUGGGCUUCUAUCCUGGGACAGCAAUGUGGUAUGCAUACAGCCCUCCCGUAACCUCAGUCGCCCUGAUGGACUGGAGGAACAAGAAGAGCUACAAACCACUCAAACCAAUGAUCAACCUACAGCCAGUGACCCCACAGAAUUCCUCAAUGAUGGACAGAUGCCAUUCUGCUUUGAGCCCGGCAGUGGGGAGCAGCAGAAGCGCUGUCCGCUGUGUGAAGUGAUCUUCCCUCCUCACUAUGACCAGUCUAAAUUUGAGGAGCACGUGGAGAGCCACUGGAAGAUCUGCCCCAUGUGCAGCGAACAGUUCCCUCUUGACUGCGACCAGCAGCUCUUCGAGAAACACGUCCUCACCCACUUUGAAAGUAACAUGCUCAACUUUUAGUCAGGCCGCUGGCAGAGAAAGAAUAUUCGCCUCCACUCAUCAUUCUGCUCAUUUAUGUUAGUGUUUAACGGCCACUGUAAACUGCAUGAUUAGCUUUGAGCAUUCACCUGUAGAUAUCUGAUUCUUCGAGACACAAGCAAGGUGAAGAGCGGAUACUGUUGAAUACCAAGUGAUUUGAGUGAUAGAAAUGCGUGUCAUUUUAGGGUCUUUAUUUAUGUCCUUUAUAAUGGGGAAUUAUUUCUGUGAACAGGACUGCACUAUUCAUUCUGAUUCACUUUAAACGUCUCAUGUAAAAGCUAGUUGGUCAGGUGGUUAUGAUUACUUUAAGAAUACUCAGUAAAUGUCAUAUUUUGAGAACUGUCCCAAGGCUCCACUGAUUAAGUCAGGUAUCGCCUAUUAUACUCUGUGCAGGCAGAGCACGGCUUCUUCUGUCAGGGCAUGUAUGUGAUGAGAACUAAUAGGGUAAUUCAACAUUAUAAAAUGAUCUAUUUUGGAACAAGCUUUUAAAGACAAAUCUUGAUGAUCAAAGUGUUUUUCCUUUAUCUAUUUAAAUCACUUAUUUUUAAUUUGCAUGCUCAUGUUUACUGUGCACUGUAUCACAAAUGUUUUUGUUCAAUUUCCAUAGUUAAAAACGUAAGGUUUUUACUUGUGUGAGUGUGCCUUAUAUACCUGAUCUAAACCAAUAAAGAUUUCAUUUGAAGCAAUAUUUAGAUGGC
Molecule: messenger RNA, 3701 nt
Organism: Myxocyprinus asiaticus (Chinese sucker)
Lineage: Eukaryota; Metazoa; Chordata; Actinopteri; Cypriniformes; Catostomidae
Product: tax1-binding protein 1 homolog B-like
Exons: 20
Coding region: 148-2985 (945 amino acids)
Source: RefSeq, a predicted model, not a curated record